GCAAUUUUUUUCAAGUGAUUUCUUUGCAUUUCGCCCAAGAUCAUCAAGAAAAUGUUAAAUAACAUUAGGAAACAAUUUAAUUAUGAUAAAUCAAGAUUCUCUUCAAUUUGCCCUUAAUGCUGUGUCCAAUACUGUCCAUAAUUCAAUAAAUCGGAAAAAUUACAAACAACAAUUAAGUGAACUUCAAAAGAGUUAUUCGCGGAUGAUUUAUAUUUUAGAUCAAUCCAGUGAUACCAGCCUGAUUAAAUUAGCCUCUGAAAAGUGACCAUUUUGGAGAUCCUUUUUAAUUUGACGAGAAAUUAUACUAUAUUAUGGAUAAACACAGAUGAUGCCGAUUAGUAUUAUGCUGAUCUUUUACUAGGAAUAUUAUACAAGCUUUGAUCUCAACACUGAUUGAAAUUCACAAUCUUUUGAAGUGAAAUUUUUAUUUAAAUAUGUGGAACGUGAUGUGCGAUGUUAUGCCAACUAUCGCUGAAGAUUCAACUUCACAACGCAAUCUUUUUGCCGGAGAUGAAAACAAUUUCGAACAGCUCAUGUUUAAUAUGCUUGAUGAAAGAGACAAGCUUGUGGAAACUUUAAGAGCAACUCAAGUUCAGUUAGAUGAAACUCGUAAUAAAUUACAUGAAACUGAAAAGGAGAAAGAAUCUCUUAUCAAACAACUAAAUGCCAAUCUACCACAAGAAUUCGCUAGUUUAACUAGGGAAUUAAAUCAAGCCAGAGAACAACUUGAAGAAGCUAACGAAGAAAUUUCAGAAUUGAAAGCUGAAAGAAAUAAUACGAGGCUACUUCUCGAGCAUUUGGAAUGUUUAGUAUCCAGACAUGAAAGGUCUCUUCGCAUGACAGUCGUCAAAAGACAGGCCCAAUCUCCUAGUGGUGUGUCUUCCGAGGUUGAAGUGCUAAAAGCUUUAAAGUCUUUGUUCGAGCAUCACAAAGCACUAGAUGAAAAAGUUAGAGAGAAAUUGCGAAUUUCAUUGGAUCGUAUCAAUCAGCUUGAAGAUGAACUCGCUAAAUCUCAUGAUGAAAUCGGAAAAUUGAAAUCCGAGAAAAAUAAUUCAAAGGAGGACCAAAAUGAUAAAGUUUCCAAUGGACCAGUCAAUGAAGAAACUAAGCAAAGUCGGUCAAGCUUAGAUGAAAGUGAGAUAAAUGAGAUGAAAUCUCUUCUAGAGAAACAAUCUUGUGACCUUUUAAAAUCUCGCACCCAAAUAAGUGAUUUGACUAAUAAGUUAAAAGAAAUGGAAGAAACCAUGAAGUUAGCAGAACAACAACAGAUACUAAUGAAAGAGGAGAACUUGAAACUGAGGGAAACUCUUCGGGAAAAUAAUGCCCAAAAAGAAGACCAAGAAGAAAGAAUAUCAACCCUUGAGAAAAGAUAUCUCAAUGCUCAAAGGGAAUCCACUUCGUUACAUGAUCUCAAUGAAAAGCUGGAACAUGAGUUAGCGAACAAGGACGCUCAACUUAAACUUGCCGAAGAAAGAAUAAAUGCAUUAACUGAGCGAUUAGAAUUAGCUGAACAAAAAUUAUCACAAUUGGAAUUCAAUAGAAAACAAGAAGCUUUAAUAAAAGAAGCUAAAGAAGAAUCUGACUCCGAAGAACAAGAAAGGCAGAUGACUAUAGAGGAACGAAUCACCCGAUUGAAACAACAGGUCGAAGAAAAAUCAGAUGAAUUGCUGAGAGCAGGCCAAAGAGAAAAAAUGAACAAGGAACACAACCAAAAACUUGAAGCUACUGUUGAUAAACUUUUAGCUGAAUCUAAUGAAAGACUUCAAUUGCAUUUAAAAGAACGAAUUGCUGCCUUAGAAGAAAAAAGCACUUUACAACAAGAAUUAGAUAGAAUCCGUCGUUUGCUUGACGAAACGCAAACUGAGAAAGAAAAAAUAUUACUUGAUUCAGCUAAACUGAGAGCAGAAAUGGAUUCUAUGAGACAAGAUGUUCAAAAUUAUAGAGCUGAAUCUAUUCAAGUCGCUUUGGCUGCAGCAAUAUCACGGAAUCAAAAGAAAAGCGUUCCCAAUCUUUAUCGGGAUAGUGAAUGGAAUAAAAUGGAUCAUGCAUCUAGUAUUAAUCAAUCAAGAUUUGAUUCUUCGGAUACUGAUUGUAGUCAGACUGAUGGAAACGAUAAUGACAGUUUAUUUGGACCAAUUGAUAAUGUUCUUUUAUCUCCAUCUGGCCAUUCCAAUGCACAAACUUUAGCCAUGAUGCUUCAGGAACAACUUGAUGUGAUUAAUAAUGAAAUUCGUUUGAUCCAAGAGGAGAAACAAAGUUCAGAAUACAGAGCUGAAGAGUUGGGAUCACAACUUGAAAGUCUUGAUUCUUCUAUGAGUUUACUCUCUCGUGAACGUCCCUAUGAACAAUCUCAUCUUAUUGGUAUUUCACCGCCCCAAAGUGGUCGUUCAUCUCCUAGGUCAUCUCGAGUCAGCCCAUCUAUAGACUAUCUAUCUAUUUAUAAUCCGGAAUUCAAUGCAUCUUGUAACAAUGCUAGUCCAUCUACUACUAGAGCUAUUCGUUUACAACAUGAACAACAAGCCCUGAAUGAAAUUAAACAAGGUCCCAAUCCUAUUUCCUCUUAUGGCAUUAAUGUUCCUCCUGAUAUUUUACCUAGACAAAACCCAUCCGACCUUGAUGAAUAUCAACAUUAUCAAGCCAAUCAACCAUGUUCAACGACUUCUUCUAUGGAUUCGUUAAGUAAAAGGUUAUAUCCACCAAAUCAUUAUCAAGUUGGACAGCAAUCCCCGCAACAGCAGCAUCCGAUGUAUCCAUAUUAUGUUUCCUCACCGAUUCCUCCUCAAAAAAAGAAAGGAAUAAAGUCUACCCUUGUGGGUAAACUAUUUAGCAGCUCAAAGAGAGAUAAAUUAAAAUAUCAGCAACAAUUUUAUAUGGGCAACUACCCAAUCGAUUCUAGUGAUUACAUUACCAUGAUGGACCCAGGUUCAUCACAAAGCCUUGUCGCUUCUGGGGGUGUUCCUCCCUCUCCAUCUUUAGGCUCAAAAGAUUUUGACCGGCGUACACGCAAGAAAAAUGAACUCCUUGCCGAAGCGAUUAAAGCAGGAACACCUUUCGCUUUAUGGAACGGACCUACAAUUGUUGCCUGGCUAGAGCUUUGGGUAGGAAUGCCUACCUGGUAUGUAGCUGCUUGCCGAGCUAACGUGAAAUCAGGAGCCAUCAUGUCUGCACUAUCAGAUACUGAGAUCCAACGUGAAAUUGGAAUCAGCAAUCCAUUACAUCGUCUUAAACUUAGAUUAGCUAUUCAAGAAAUGGUAGCUUUAACGUCUCCUUCAACCCCUAAAAAUAUUAACACUAGUCUUGCAUUUGGAGAAAUGAAUCAUGAAUGGAUUGGAAAUGAAUGGUUACCAUCUUUAGGUUUAUCUCAAUAUCGUUCAACAUUCAUGGAGUGUUUAGUGGACGCUAGAAUGUUAGAACAUCUAACCAAAAAGGAUCUACGUGUUCAUCUCAAAAUGUUAGAUGCAUUUCACAGAAAUAGCCUUCAAUUUGGCAUUAAUUGUCUAAAAAGGCUUAAUUAUGAUAAAAGAGCUUUAGAAGAAAGGCGUAGAAACUGUGAAAAUGAUAUUAUAGAUGUUCUUGUUUGGUCCAAUGAAAGAGUCAUCAAAUGGGUUAAUAACAUUAAUUUAAGAGAAUAUUCCAUUAAUCUAAUCGAGUCUGGUGUCCAUGGAGCUCUUAUUGCUUUGGAUGAAAAUUUUGAUGCCGCUCAAAUGGCCUUAUUCCUCCAGAUUCCAGUUCAAAAUGUACAGACGAGACAAAUUCUUGAGAAUGAAUUCAAUGAGCUUUUACUGAAGGGAACUGACCGUCGGCGAAAUCAAGUGGGUAUAGAAUGGAGCCAUUGUGUGGAUAUCAGCUCUAAUGGCUAUCUUAACAGGUCAUAGAUAAUCCAAGUCCCACACCAUCGUCCCGGGCAAGAGAUAGACUGGUUUGAGGAGGACGAUAAACCGCUGGAAAGAAGAGGACGUUGUAAUCAUUGUAAUUAAUCGUGUUUGCCAAGUAUGUUUUUAACAGAUGUAUUAAUCACUUUGGUGACUUGUUGGUUUUAUAACGGAUUCCUUGAAUAAAUCUUUAAGGAAUAAAUACUCUACAGUGGUUCAGAUUCUGAAGACUCCAUUUUAUCAAUAAACCAGGAGAGUGAAAAGAACUUCAUUCGUGUUUCGUUCGUAAUCUCAAAGUUGCUUUUACUGCAUGCGAAGCGUCAGAUUAACAUCUUGAUGAACCUUCACUUAUGACAACAUUAAUAAAUUUGACUCAAAUUCAGUCUGUAAUAUUCUCGAGAAGUUGCUGCAGAAGGUUCGUAGGAAUCAUCUGAAGAAGUCGGGUUGCAUUUAAAAUGAUCGAAUUGAAUCUUGGAACACUCGAAUUACAUAAGGUUCAUUCAGCAUGCAACAUUCCGAGCUAUCUGAGCUUUGCAUGAGCUCUGAAGUACAUAGUAAAGACAGUGGAGCAAAUAUAAUGGACUCAGAUCACAUUAAUGCAUUGGACAUGGCACUCACAAUUUGAUGGCUGUUGGUAGCUUAAAGAAAGGGGACAAUCUAAUGCAAUUAUUUGAAAGAAUGUUGGAAUCUACACAGCGCUUCGAUUCAAGAAUUUGAGUCAAAAUGAAUUAAGUUUCAUAAUUCUGGAUCAUUUCAGCCAGAAUCGAUCCUUCAAAAUACAGAUUGAUGCAAACAAAAUUUCACAAAACAUGAAUUACUCAAUUGUAUUCCACUAGUCAAAAGUAAUGAAAAAAUUGUAAUAAUUUUAAGUUCAAAUAGAAUAUUCAAUCUAUUUAAUGAUAAAUUUUGACAACAAUA
Messenger RNA from Tetranychus urticae (two-spotted spider mite), 4790 nucleotides. RefSeq names its product PTPRF interacting protein alpha (gene Liprin-alpha). Gene Ontology annotation, biological process: synapse organization. The record is from RefSeq and is a predicted model, not a curated record. Gene Ontology annotation, cellular component: presynaptic active zone. Gene Ontology annotation, molecular function: protein binding. Lineage: Eukaryota; Metazoa; Arthropoda; Arachnida; Trombidiformes; Tetranychidae.